AAUCGCAUCUGACAUUGUUUUUCUUCCUGUCUUCACUUGUCUCCUCACUGAAUUGAAGAAGAAGCGAGAGACACUGCGAAUUAAAACCCUACACAAUGGCGUUCGAAAUGCCAUUAGAUCAGAUAAAGCAGCUCCGGAUUCUGCUCCGCAAAGAGGCGAACCUCUCGUGGUACGAACCCGAGAAGGAGGAAAAUCUUUCGCUCCCGAAGCUUCCAUCCGUCUCCGAAACAAUAUCGAAGUUGGAUCCCUCGCCGUCUUAUCUUCGCUGUAAGAAUUGCAAUGGCAGACUCAUAUGCGACGUGCAAUCUUUCGUCUGCGUAUUUUGCGGCACGAAUUCCCGCAAGGACCUCCCACCUGAACCUAUCAAAUUCAAGAGCACCAUUGGCUAUCGGUGGCUACUCGAAUCCCUUCAACUCGAUGGAUCGUCAUAUGGCAGGAAACCUUAGAUACUUCCAUGCAUCUCGAGUAAAGGGUGCAGACCUGUGAGCCGGGCAUGGAUUCGCAGAGGAACCUUCUUCACAGGAUUAUCCAGUAUAAAGAAAAUUAUAGAGGUAUUUUUUAGACGAGGUUGAGUUUAAGUUGCUCUUUGGUUGCUGUUAUGCACUCUACCAUUGGGUGAAAAUACUCCAGUGGAAAUCGAAAUUCAUAAAAGUUGG
Molecule: messenger RNA, 656 nt
Organism: Vigna umbellata (rice bean)
Lineage: Eukaryota; Viridiplantae; Streptophyta; Magnoliopsida; Fabales; Fabaceae
Source: RefSeq, a predicted model, not a curated record